GCCACGAUUGCUACCGCGGCCACUAGUUCAGUCAAUUUUCAUCCGUGCACUCUGUUGCGUCUAUAUUUGUUAACAGACACUACUCAUCAAUUGUGCUUUUACUUCUUUUCAUAAUUAUUUUAGUUCAAAUAAAAAGUACGACAUUUUCCCUAAUUUUCGUUAUUGUUGCAUUUAUUUCACAAAAAUACUCGUUAUUUUCUGGAAAUGGCUCGUUCCUUGGCGAGAUUUGGAAAACUAAUCAGUGUGAACUUCAACAACACUGUUGUGCCAUCGCUUUCUGUGACAUCGGUCCGGAAUAGAUGUUCAGAUGCAAGAAUUCAAGCCGUCAAGCCCGUCGUCGAGAUGGACGGUGAUGAGAUGACAAGAAUCAUUUGGCAAUUCAUCAAAGAGAAGCUGAUUUUCCCCUACGUAAAGGUUGAAUGUCUCUACUACGAUCUAGGUCUACCGUACAGAGAUCAAACUAACGAUCAGGUGACGAUCGAUGCUGCAUAUGCAGUUUUGAAACACAAUGUAGGGAUCAAGUGCGCUACAAUCACUCCAGACGAGCAACGGGUGAAGGAGUUUGAAUUAAAGAAGAUGUGGCUUAGUCCUAACGGAACCAUUCGUAACAUUCUGGGUGGAACCGUGUUUCGUGAGCCGAUUCUGUGCAAAAACAUUCCGCGUCUGGUACCCGGGUGGACUAGACCUAUCAUAAUCGGUCGUCACGCUCAUGGUGACCAAUACAAAGCAAUGGACUUUGUUAUAACUAAACCUGGCACCGUUAAGCUAGUCUUCGAUGGCAACGAUGGUAGUUCUGAAGAGUAUCAACUUUUUAAAUAUACAGGAGGUGGCGUUGCUAUGGGAAUGUAUAACACCGACGAGUCAAUUACGGCCUUUGCGCACUCGUCAUUCCAAAUCGCACUGGCUAAAAAAUGGCCAUUAUAUUUGUCCACCAAAAACACCAUCUUGAAACGAUAUGAUGGUCGUUUCAAGGAUAUUUUCCAAGAAGUUUAUGAGAAGAACUACAAAAAGCAAUUCGACAAUGCCAAAAUUUGGUACGAGCAUCGUUUAAUCGAUGAUAUGGUGGCCCAGGCUCUAAAAUCGGAUGGUGCAUUUGUAUGGUCCUGUAAGAACUACGACGGAGACGUUCAGUCUGAUAUUAUAGCCCAAGGAUAUGGGUCUCUUGGGCUGAUGACUUCGGUUUUGGUAUGUCCAGACGGUAAAACCAUCGAAUCGGAAGCAGCGCAUGGAACGGUUACGCGUCAUUACAGAGAACACCAAAAGGGUCGACCAACGUCAACAAACCCGAUUGCGUCCAUCUUUGCAUGGACCCGGGGUUUAGAACACCGUGCAAAGUUGGAUAAUACUCCCGAACUAAGUCGCUUUGCUACUGCUCUGGAGCGCGCAUGCAUUGACUGUGUUGAAGCUGGAAAUAUGACAAAAGAUCUUGCAAUUUGCAUUCAUGGAAUGAAAAAUAUCAAGGAAGGCAUGUAUCUCAACACACAAGACUUUUUAGAAGCAAUUGCUAAACAGCUGGAACGAUCAUGGACAAAAUAAAUUUAGCGUCUUUUAGAGCUAAGUGCGAAUAAAAUUAAUAAAAUGGAGACUACCUAUUUAAAACAA
Topomyia yanbarensis is the source of this 1602-nucleotide messenger RNA. Its product is annotated as isocitrate dehydrogenase [NADP], mitochondrial-like. NCBI's taxonomy places the organism in Eukaryota, Metazoa, Arthropoda, Insecta, Diptera, Culicidae. Gene Ontology annotation, biological process: isocitrate metabolic process. The coding region runs from base 205 to 1536 and encodes 443 amino acids. Gene Ontology annotation, cellular component: mitochondrion. Gene Ontology annotation, molecular function: isocitrate dehydrogenase (NADP+) activity; NAD binding; magnesium ion binding. The record is from RefSeq and is a predicted model, not a curated record. The transcript is spliced from 4 exons.